Messenger RNA from Drosophila elegans, 3418 nucleotides. Its product is annotated as integrin alpha-PS3-like. Bases 104 to 3247 code for a protein of 1047 amino acids. Gene Ontology annotation, biological process: cell-matrix adhesion; cell adhesion mediated by integrin; cell-cell adhesion. The record is from RefSeq and is a predicted model, not a curated record. Lineage: Eukaryota; Metazoa; Arthropoda; Insecta; Diptera; Drosophilidae. Gene Ontology annotation, molecular function: integrin binding. Gene Ontology annotation, cellular component: integrin complex; external side of plasma membrane. The transcript is spliced from 9 exons.
UUCGGUUGUAAAAAGUUUGACUCGCAAAAAAGUGGUUUAAAAAAAGUUCUACUAAGCAUAUUGAAUAAAUAAUUUGGUUUUUAACAAUUUAAGAUAAGUCAAAAUGUGCGGCCUGAUUUUUCUGGUAUUUUUGGUUGUGCAUUCGCAAAUCGAAGCUUUUAAUUUGUCGCCUUAUCCAAACCGCGUGAUAAAAUACCCGGGUCAUCCGAAACAAACUCGUAGUUCCUAUUUUGGUUACUCGCUCGUCAUCCGACCGAAAAGCAUAAUUGUGGGUGCACCCCGAGCUCAAUCCACAUUGGAAACGCAAAGCGCCAUUAACGAGCCCGGGGAGAUCUACAGGUGCUCCCUGGAAAACGGGGACUGCACUGUGUAUGUCCUGGAUUCGAAUGGAAACUAUGAUUCGCACGAAGAGGAAAACUUGAGCUCACAUCACAAGGACUUCCAGUGGCUCGGCGGAUCAAUGGACGGAGGCACCCAGGAUACCGAUAAGCUCCUAGUUUGUGCCCCCCGACUUUACACCCACAGCAGUGGGUUCGUAGAUGAUGUAUACCAGCCCAUUCAAUACCACCUGCACGGAAUCUGCUACUCGGUAAACAACACACUGACCGCCCGUCCGCAGCACGUGACGCCGAUUUCCCCUCUCCGUGCGGCAGAUAUGCAGGAGAUCAAGAAUGGAACCGACACUCGCAAGUACUUCAUCAUGGGCGAACUGGGACUGAGUGCUCAUGUGCCGGAUGACAACUCCAAGUUCCUGAUCGGAGCCCCGGGCAUCGAUGACUGGAAGGGAUCGGUGUUUCUGUACCAACAGCCGGGUUACGUGGAGACCACCUCCAACGUAGCUAAACGUGACACGAGUAGGGCACUCAGCCAGUUACGACCAAAGCGGGAUAUCUCAUCUAGCAAGAAGAUACUAGAGCCAAACUGGGACCAGGAAAUUGACUCGUACUUUGGCUAUGCCGUGAGUUCCGGCUACUUCAACAGCGCUAAUUUGAGCACCCUGCUAUACUUGGCCACCGCUCCCCAAGCCAACAAGCAAUCCGGUGAGGCGUAUAUAUUUGCUGUGGAUGAAGGUAGAAUCCACUGGCAGCGCACAUUUCGGGGCGAUCAGUUUGGCGAAUAUUUCGGCUACUCAGUACUGGCGGAAGAUCUCAAUAGUGAUGGAAAAACGGACUUCAUCAUCUCAGCUCCCUUUCACUCUCUGGAUGAUUCCUACGACAAUGGUGCCAUCUAUGUGUUCAUCAACAAGGGCUCUUUCCACUUCGAAAGAACUAUAGUGACGUCGCCAGUGGGCAGCAAAGGCCGUUUUGGAACUACUCUUUCGCGUCUGGGAGACAUCAAUCACGACGGAUUUAAUGACAUUGCCGUGGGAGCUCCCUUUGCCGGAAACGGAUCGGUGUUCAUCUACUUGGGUGGCAAACUUGGAUUGCGGGAUCAGCCAAGUCAGCGACUGGACGCUCCUGCCCAGCAGGCUUCCAAGUACGGAACACACAUGUUCGGACAUGGUCUCUCUCGAGGAGCGGACAUAGAUGGUAAUGGAUUCAAUGACUUCGCUAUAGGAGCGCCCAAUUCUGAGGCCGUGUACCUGUAUCGCUCAUAUCCCGUCGUUAAAAUACAUGCUACGGUGAAGUUCGAAUCACGGGAGAUGAAACCGGGGCAGGACACGGUAAUGAUCUCAGCCUGCUUUAAGCUCAGUACCACAGCCAACAUGGCUGGUGUGGAGCAUCAGGAACUGGACUUCCGGGUGGUCAUUGACAAGGAGCUGAACCGGGCUAGGUUUGCCCAGACACAGUCCAAUGAGAUGAGCUUUAAGGCAAAUGCGAGUCUCGACGAAAGAUGCCACGACAUCGUUGUUCAGAUGGGCUAUAGCCCUAUAUUCGAUCCCAUCGAUCUGGAGAUGAGCUACGAGCUGGCGAGGAAGGUUCACAACUCAAAAGAUUUCUGCGAAACCUGUGCGAUUGUUGAUCCGUUUGAUUCGAAGGUUUCAUCGGAUAGGAUCACCUUCAACACGGGAUGUGCCAAAGAUGAGUGUGUCGUCGAUCUGAAACUGAAAAGUAGGAAUGUGAGCCAUACUUUUGUUUUUGGCAGUGCCAAUACCAUAAGCUUAAGCUACGAGAUCACCAAUAACGGAGAGAACGCCUUCUAUCCCAAAUUCAAUGUGACCAGUUCGUCGAGCCUGCCUUUCGCAAAGGUUCCGGGAAAUUGCUUUACUGCCGAAGCCGUCCUGGUAUGCAAACUUAAUCACGGACGACCGUUGGCCAAGGGCGUCAGUGACUUCAUUACCAUCAGUUUCGAUGUUGGCCAACUCAGUGGCGAAUCGCUGACCAUCUCUGCAGAAGUGCAUAGUGCCGGAAGUGAAGAGAAUCCCACGGACAACAUUCAGAUUGACGAGAUCAGCUUGCGGGAGUUCACCGAGAUCGAUGCCAGCGGUGGUCCCGCAAACGGUCAAGUUGCUCUAAAAUGUAUAUAUUCCUCCGCGGAAAUCAUGAACCAUUAUGAGGUCAAAAGUCGCGGUCCCAGUAGUAUCAAACAGUUAACGCUGUCAUUAUAUAUUCCCGUGGCAUAUAAGGCGCCAGGAUCUGAAGUAUAUGUGCCCAUCAUUAACAUGACCAGUUUGCAUAUGCAGGCCACCUACGAUUCCCAUAUGUUGCCCAUCAAGCUCUACGAUCAGAACGAUACUCUGCUCAAUACCUUUCCCAUUACAAACUCCACUCACGGUGGACUAGACUACGACCAGACCCGAAGUCGUAGGGAUCUCCAAAGCCUACUCGUCAACCAAACAGAGGAAGCUGGCAUCUUUUUCGAAAGGCUUUUCGAGAAACCGCCGCUAAAUCGCAGCAUUGUGUUGGACUGCCGGGAAACCAACACGACUAUCUGCGCACAUGCCGAGAUGCAUGUCACAUUGAGACCAUAUAAACCCAUCAACAUAAACAUAAGCUUCAAUGUAGAUUUAAGGGACAUUAAAGAGCCCUGGGAGUACUUUGUCAUUCAGACCGAUGUGGAACUGGUCAGGGCGGGCGAUCCCACUUCCAGUUCGUUUGUGAUAAAUGGGCAAAUUGAACCGAGCGUGCUAUACACGCAUGCUGGACUGUCCAUCUGGAAAAUAAUUAUGGCCGUAAUCGGUGGAGGCUUGAUCCUAUCUGCAAUAACCUAUGGUUUUCACAAGCUUGGAUUCUUUAAGCGCACCCUUCGCAACGAAAAAAGGAGGUUGAUUCGCGAAAGUUUUGAGGAGAAUAUUAUUAAAAGUUAAGAAUAUAUUAAAAGUGUGUAUUAUCUUUAAUCAUCCAAGUGUAUAAGUUUUUGGCUGCUAUCAGAAAAACUCCUUAACUUUAUACUCAUUAUAGUGGGAGCUCCUCGAGCUCAAUCCACCUUAAAAUCGCAGAGCAAUAUCAACGAAACUGGGGCGAUCUUCAAGUGCUCC